UUAAUGACGGCAUGGGAGAAUCAGACCUUCAACUCAGAAUUCAUCCUUCUAGGAAUCUUUGAUCACAGCCCUACCCACAUCUUCCUCCUCUCUCUGGUCCUGCACAUCUUCACAGAGGCCCAAAUGGGAAAUUCUACCAUGAUUCUUCUCAUAUACCUGGACACCCAGCUCCACACCCCCAUGUAUUUCCUCCUCAGCCAACUGUCCCUCAUGGCUUUCAACUACUUGUCUGGCAGAACAACCAUUUCUUUGACAGGCUGUGCCACACAAAUUUUUUUCUAUGCAUCACUGCUUAGCUGUGAGUGCUUCCUGUUGACUGUAACAGCCUAUGACCACUAUGUUGCCAUUUGCCAUCCUCUAAGAUACCCUAAAAUUUGUGGACUUAUGGUUGCCUCUUCCUGGAUUCUGGGAUCUUCUGAUGGUGUCACUGAUGCUGCAGAAACAUUUUCUUUCUCCUAUUGUGGGUUCUGGGAAAUAGCUCACUUCUUUUGUGAUUUCCCUUCUCUGCUAAGCCAUGCAUGCAAUGACACAUCAAUAUUUGAAAUGGUUCUCUUUAUCUUCUGUAUAGUAAUGAUUGUUAUCCCUGUAAUAAUCAUCGUUUCCUAUACUAGAGUACUUCUGGCUGUCAUUCACAUGGGAUCUGGAGAGGGUCGCCACAAAGCUUUCACCACCUGUUCCUCCCACCUCAGGGUGGUGGGAAUGUACUAUGGGACAGUCUUGUUCGCAUAUAUCUGGCCCACUUCUGAUCGUUCUCCCACCCAGGACAAGAUGGUGUCCAUCUUCUACACCAUUUUUACUCCUAUGCUUAAUCCUCUUAUCUACAGCCUCCAGAACAAGGAAGUGACCAGAGCAUUCAUGAAGAUAUUAGGGAAGGGCAGGUCUGGAGAGUAA
Molecule: messenger RNA, 891 nt
Organism: Trichechus manatus latirostris (Florida manatee)
Lineage: Eukaryota; Metazoa; Chordata; Mammalia; Sirenia; Trichechidae
Product: olfactory receptor 2M3-like
Biological process (GO): G protein-coupled receptor signaling pathway; detection of chemical stimulus involved in sensory perception of smell
Cellular component (GO): plasma membrane
Molecular function (GO): olfactory receptor activity; G protein-coupled receptor activity
Source: RefSeq, a predicted model, not a curated record